Molecule: messenger RNA, 1340 nt
Organism: Chenopodium quinoa (quinoa)
Lineage: Eukaryota; Viridiplantae; Streptophyta; Magnoliopsida; Caryophyllales; Amaranthaceae
Exons: 9
Coding region: 92-1090 (332 amino acids)
Source: RefSeq, a predicted model, not a curated record
AUAAACCCAUAUAAUUAGAGAUUAAAUAAAAAUAUUAAAACCCCCAAAGAAAAUAAACCGGAUAAGGUCCUCAUUCAGUGAGUAGGAUUUCAUGGCAGCAACAAAACUGUCAUUCCCUCCAAUUCCAGCUUACACCAUAAAAAAUCAAAGAAACCCAUCCUUUUUUCAAUCAAUUACUCCUAUUUCUUCGAUACCCACAAAUUAUUAUUACAAAUGCUGUUAUUCGAAGCACAAUUUCUCCAUAAAAUCAUCUCCAAUCGUAAGUGUUGUGAAACAAGAUGUUGCUAAAUCAUCCGAUUCAGAGACAUCCAAUUACCCUUCAGCUUCAACUUCUAAGUUGGUUCUUGUUGUUGGUGGCACUGGUGGUGUUGGGCAGAUUGUAGUGGCAUCAUUGCUCGAUCGCGAUAUCAAAGUACGUCUCUUAUUACGAGAUCCUGAAAAGGCAACCAAAUUGUUUGGUGAACAAGAUGAAGAGAAAUUACAGGUGUGUAAGGGGGACACAAGGAACCAAGAGGAUCUUGAUCCAUCAAUUCUCGAGGGUGUCACACAUGUUAUAUGCUGCACAGGGACAACAGCUUUUCCUUCACGAAGAUGGGAUGGAGAUAAUACACCCGAGAGAGUUGAUUGGGAUGGAGUAAGAAACCUCAUAUCAAUACUGCCCUCGACUCUGAAAAGAUUUGUUCUUGUUUCAUCAGUUGGAGUGACCAAGUCCAAUAAACUACCAUGGAGCAUCAUGAAUCUUUUUGGUGUUCUGAAGUACAAAAAGAUGGGAGAGGAUUUUCUUCGUGACUCUGGCAUUCCUUAUACUAUAAUCAGACCCGGGAGGUUAACUGAUGGCCCGUAUACCUCAUAUGAUCUCAAUACUCUACUCAAAGCUACAGCGGGUGAGCGCCGUGCUGUCCUCAUAGACCAAGGGGAUAAGCUUGUUGGAGAAGCAAGCAGACUUGUAGUUGCCGAGGCUUGUAUACAAUCACUGGAUAUUGAUUUCACAGAAGGGGAGAUUUUUGAAAUUAAUUCUGUUCAGGGAGAUGGACCAGGGAGUGAUCCACAGAAGUGGAAAGAGCUGUUUGACGCUGCUCGAACGAAAUAACAAGGCCUGCUUAACUUGCAAGGCUGGUAUUCUAAUUCAAUUCCUGUGCUGAAUUACCUUCUGUUUCCCUAUACUGUUAUGCUGUAUAGUUACUAGAUCACGUUCAUGCAUUUUUAUAGUGAGAAAAUGCAAAUUUGGGAGGAUGAAAAGUAAGGAAUGAUUCUUUCCUAACACUUCUUUUCCUUUCCUUUCCUCUGCUUCCAUUAUAAAGCAAACAUAAGAAAGUUAUUCAAUUCCUUUUUAAUGAUUC